Pseudogymnoascus verrucosus is the source of this 777-nucleotide messenger RNA. RefSeq lists its product as uncharacterized. Gene Ontology annotation, cellular component: chromosome; cytoplasm. Gene Ontology annotation, molecular function: 3'-5' DNA helicase activity; four-way junction helicase activity. NCBI's taxonomy places the organism in Eukaryota, Fungi, Ascomycota, Leotiomycetes, Thelebolales, Thelebolaceae. The transcript has a single exon. The record is from RefSeq and is a predicted model, not a curated record. Gene Ontology annotation, biological process: double-strand break repair via homologous recombination. The annotation marks the transcript as partial.
AUGACCCGUCAGCAGACGGUGAUUGUAGUAGUGCCAUUUGCAGCAUUGGUGGAUGACAUUGUCAGCUGUGGGGAGGCAGCUGGGUUGAAUUGUAAGGAGUGGAUCAAUGAGCAGUCCGGACAUGAAUUGCAGCAGUUGAUUGUGGUCAGCGCAGAUCGAGCGGUAGAGGGAGGGUUUAGGCAUUAUGCUAAAGGGUUGGAAUUGGAAGGGCAGUUAGCCCACGUGUUUUUUGACGAGUGCCAUGUUACAUACACAGACACAUCGUACCGGGAGCGGUUGCGAGAGUUGUGGACGUUACGGUAUUUGAAUUGUCCAUUUACCGGAUUGACGGCCACGUUGAUGAUUGAGUUAGAAGAUGUGUUGAGGGAGCGGUUAUGCAUUGAGAAUACAAUGAUUUUCCGGCGGAAUACAGCACGAAAGACAAUCCGAUAUCAGGUUAGGGACAGCAAGGACGAGGCACCGUCGGAAAUUGCCAUCAAGUAUGUGCAGCAGGCGACAUUGAGCGCAGGAAGUCGAGGGGUCAUAUACGUACGGAGUUAUGACACCGGUGGGUUCAUCAGCAAGGAAUUGAAGUGCCCGUUUUAUAGAGCAAAGGCAGACGAUAAGGGCGAGGUUUUACAGCAAUGGAUUGGCGGCGAGGGUGGGUGGAUUGUGGCCACAGGAGCAUUAGGGACAGGGAUCAACAUUAAGGGAAUUGUGAGAAUUAUUCACAUUGGUCGGCCAUAUAGAUUGACCAGUUUCGUACAGCAGUCCGGGCGUAGAGGACAGAACGGUGAG